This is a messenger RNA of Penicillium macrosclerotiorum, 1233 nucleotides long. RefSeq lists its product as uncharacterized. Bases 1 to 1233 code for a protein of 410 amino acids. NCBI's taxonomy places the organism in Eukaryota, Fungi, Ascomycota, Eurotiomycetes, Eurotiales, Aspergillaceae. The record is from RefSeq and is a predicted model, not a curated record. The transcript has a single exon.
AUGCGAGAAUAUAAAAACUGGAUUACGCCCCGUCCAUUUCAGGAUGACCCUGGCUUCAUAGGCAAAACGUUUGCCGCUCAGAUUCGGGAAUCAGGGCUUGAGGAAAGGAUAUGUGAUCUCGCCUCAAGGCGUUGGACUGACUUGCAUCCUUGGCUAGAUGGCGCUGGGCAAAUCGCAAAGCUCGACAACUCGGAACCCCAGUACGGAAAACGCAACGUCUUAUAUCGACUCCGGAUGCCAGACAACACUCUUUGGAUGGCCCGACUGCACAACCCUCUGAAUAUCAAACCUACUGACCCAGAUUAUACACAGCGCGUGGCAAAUCGCCUAUUCCUCUUGGAGAGUGAGGUCGCAACCAUGAUAUUCGUAAAGGAAAAUACACAAAUCCCGGUUCCAGGCGUAUAUGAAUAUGAUCUCACUUACACCAACGCACUUGGAACACCCUAUAUCUUCAUGGAGUAUAUACCUGGAAAACCUUACCCUUUUCCUUUUAACGAUCAACGCCGUAUCAAGGACAGGGACUUGCUGGAAAUACAUCGCCAGCUGACGAAAUUUGCUUGGCAGCUAGCUGAGAAGCCAUUCAACAGCAUUGGGCAGCUUCGUUUUGCUUCAGAACCAGGAAAAGUGACCGUUGGGCCCAUUAUCGACCGCAAAGAUCGUAUCUAUGGCCCGUUUGAGUCAUCAAGAUCAUUCUAUAGGAAACGCGCACAGAUAGUAUAUAACUUUGAGAAAGGCCGGCAGGAGGCUGAAGGGUCCUCCGACGUUUCGGACGGCAUGGACUCUGCUGCACUACAUGUCCGGGCCGCGGAACAUGCUGGUAAAGAAUCCUUAGACACUGGGCCUUUUUUCCUUCAACAUGCCGAUAUGCAUUGGCAGAAUUUACUCUUCGAUGAUGAAUGCAAAAUUAUCGGUGUUAUAGACUGGGAGUGGGCCCAAACCGUCCCACUAGACUCUUUCAACAUAUUGCCAUGGAACUUCGCCUCUAAAAUGCUGCCAUUUGACUCGGGCAAUGUCAGUCGGCAUCAGAAUAUCUCGUACGGGACUUUCAGAGCUCUUUCGGAGCCUGAAUGCUCUACUCUUAAACAUCAGAAAGCGAUCGAUGACAUGAUCGCCUUUCAGGGCUCACAGCGUCAACAGAUUGCCCGCUACCUGGAUGAUUAUAAUUGGCCAGAAUCCAGGAGGAAGCACUACGAUCAUUUGAGUGAGCUAAUCCAUGAAACAAAAUCUCAAUGA